GGGAAACGAACUCCCAAGUAUAGUUGAGUUCUCAAUGUUACUACACGCUGACGAUGUAAAAGUUUUAAAGUUUGUAUUAGCUACGUUACAAAACUUUAUUCCGAAAUCGACCUUAGCAGUUUUUCAAAUAAUGUGGUGACUUUGUAGCAGUUGAGUGACGACAAACCGUUUAAUAUGCUGCAUUUUAAGGCGAAUUUCUGAGAAAUGACAAUUCUCGAUGAGUGUCACAAGAAGUUAGCUGAUUUACAAAAACAAGUAACUCAAACAAGCAAAAAUGUUAUAAAUCGUACACAAAAGUGGCGACGUCUGUCAACUGUACCAUCUACAGAUUGUGAUGUUGUAGUAAUAUUUAAAACAGAACUUUCCGAAGAGAUUGUUGACUGGCUGAUAAAAAUUAUUAAUAACCGUGUACCUCAACUGGUCAUACAUAAACAGUUUCAUCGCACAUCAAGGCAGUAUGCGCUUUAUUUAACUGCUUCAUAUAGGGGUCUACUUACAGGUGCUGAAGAAUUAAGAAUUAAAAAGUCUCUAUUACCUGAACAUGGUGGUGGCUUACGUGAAUUUUCAGUUGAUGAAUUCAGUUUAUUCGAUAAUGUAAUGGAUGAGAAAGUUUUUCUGUCAACCAGUGAACGUAGUAAUAUUGUUCAUCAUUUUCUGAUGAGUUUACGUGCUUGUCGUGAAGAUUCCGAUAUGUGUUCCAUUAAAUUUGCUAAUGAUCAAUGUAUGAUUCCAUCUCUUCAAUCCGCUGGUAUUAUCUUACAAAUAUUUCCAUUACACGAACCAAGUGAAUUAAAUAAGUUAACUAGUAUUUGGAUUCGUCGUUGGGUUGUCCUACAACCAUUAGAUGAAAUUAAAGAAUAUUUUGGUACAAAAGUUGCAUUUUAUUUUGCAUGGCUUGGCCAUUAUACAUAUUCAUUAAUAUUUCCAUCAGUUGUUGGACUUGCUGUUUGGUUAUUUGUUAAUCCUAACAAAAAUUCUUCAUUUUAUUAUUUAUUAAUGGCUAUUAUCAAUUUAAUAUGGACAUCAUUAUAUCUGGAACAUUGGAAAAGGACUAGUUCAUUUUUAGCUUAUCGCUGGGGUUCAUGGGAUACACCAAUUUCAUUAUUAGAAGAGCCUAGACCAUUAUUUAAAGGUAAAUUAUCUUUAUGCCCAAUUACCGGUAGACCUAUACGUACUUAUUCAAAAUGGAAACGUUUACUAAUUUUAUGCUUUAUUACUACACCUAUUGUUCUACUUUCAUUAAUUAUUGUUAUUUAUAUCACAUUAAUGUAUGUUCGACUACAAGAUAAAAUGAAUAUUUAUGCUGAUAAUAAUACAUCUAUUAUACCAAAUUUUAUAUUGGUAACUUUACCAAAGAUUUUCCUGGCUGUAUCAAUAUCAAUAAUGGAUUUUAGUUAUAAAAAAAUAGCUGUUUGGCUUACAGAUUUUGAAAACCAUCGUUUAGAAGAUGACUACAAUAAUCAUUAUGUAGUCAAGUUGAUUUUGCUUCAAUUUGUGAAUUCAUUUUAUUCCCUAUUCUACACAGCAUUUUAUCUGAAAGAUUUGGAAUUAUUAAGAAAGCAACUUGUAACAUUACUACUUACUCGUCAAAUAAUUGAUUCAAUCAGAGAAAUUUUUUUACCACUUGGUCACUCACGUUUACGACAAGUAUGGUUAUCAUUAAAAUAUGAACAGAGAUGCUUAGCUGAACGUAAUAAGUUAAAAUCUGAAGAUAAUAAUGGUUCAUUAUCAACAUCCAACCCUUUGUCAUCAUCAUCGUUAUCAUUAGCACAACCCAGUAACACAGAUUCAGAUGUUGAUAAAUGUUCAAUAUUGCCUGAAAAUAAAAGUCAAUGUGUUGAUAAUAACAUAACCAGGAUGGAUGUUGAUGUGAAUUCAGAAAUCCUUAUCCAUCAACGAAUCCAAAAAGUCACUGAAAAAAAUAAGUUAAACAAUAAUUCAAAAUCUUUCGAUAAUUCAGAAGAAACACGAAUAACACCCGCUGAGAGAGAAGCUACAUUGUUACGUUAUGAAGAUCCAACGGAUGAUUUCUUAGAAAUGUUUAUUCAAUUCGGUUAUGUAAGUAUGUUUACUGGCAUAUUUCCAUUAGCCGGUUUAUUGGCUUUUAUGAAUAAUGUAAUUGAAAUACGAGGUGAUGCAUAUAAAUUAUCAACUAGUUAUCAACGUCCAUUUGGUCAAUUUGCAAAUAGUAUUGGUAUUUGGCAAUCAGCAUUAGAUGUUGUCAGCUAUAUAGCUGUCAUUGUGAAUAUUGCUUUACUUGGCAUAUCUGGAACUGUACAACGUCUGUUUCCUAAUUUAUCUGCUUCACAGUUGAUUAUUUUUCUUGUUCUGAUUGAACAUGCAAUAAUCAUAACACGUGCUGCGAUCAGUGCACUUGUUCCGCAUACGCCUACUUCUGUUGUACUUCAGAUAGCUAAAUUAGAGCAUCGUAGACGAGAAGCCCUUAAGAUACUUGAACGUGAAUCGAUGCGUGAACAUCAACGUCAACAAUCACCUUCUAAUAUAUGAAAACCUCACAACAGAAUUUGUAUGAAGAAUUCAUUAACCUUGCCGUACUUUACUUCAUGUCAUUUUGAUUUGAUAAAUGCAACUGACCAAAUAAGCAAUAUUUCACUUUUUAAUAACAUUCUUUAUAUGAAAAACACCAAUGAAAUAUGAUUUUCUACUACUUAUUUCUAACUUAUUAUCAGCUUAAUUUACCGCAAUAUUUUCUUGGUGAUGUAAUAUUUAUUUCUGUAUUUUUUUGAAUUAAAUGAUAUUUUAUCCUUUUUCAAAUACAAACUGUUCAAUAAAUAACAGCUUUCCUAUUUUAGUA
Messenger RNA from Schistosoma intercalatum, 2815 nucleotides. The record is from the annotation of a GenBank genome assembly. NCBI's taxonomy places the organism in Eukaryota, Metazoa, Platyhelminthes, Trematoda, Strigeidida, Schistosomatidae.